Racocetra fulgida is the source of this 313-nucleotide messenger RNA. The record is from the annotation of a GenBank genome assembly. Lineage: Eukaryota; Fungi; Glomeromycota; Glomeromycetes; Diversisporales; Gigasporaceae.
AUGGAUGUCCUUACUGCUAUAAAAUAUAUUGUUCGUGCGUGGAGAGAAGUGUUAUCAGAAACGGUGCGUAAUUGCUUUCGACAUACGGGAAUCCUUCCGAUUAUACAAAAUAAUGAGGAACUUGUCACUAACAAUAAUGAAGAACUUGUUACUGAUGAUAAUGAAGAUGAAUUGAUAGAAGAAUUGCAUGCAGACAUUGAAGCACUUCACCUUCGAAAUGAUGAUAACAGUGUAGAAAUACGCCAGAUUACUCAUAAUAAAGCAUUAAACGCCAUAGGGCUGCUUGAACAAUAUCUUUUUCAGCAGGAUUUCG